Leishmania mexicana MHOM/GT/2001/U1103 is the source of this 987-nucleotide messenger RNA. RefSeq lists its product as hypothetical. The coding region runs from base 1 to 987 and encodes 328 amino acids. The record is from RefSeq and is a predicted model, not a curated record. NCBI's taxonomy places the organism in Eukaryota, Euglenozoa, Kinetoplastea, Trypanosomatida, Trypanosomatidae. The transcript has a single exon.
AUGCUGCGUCGUCAUGCCUGCAGCACCGCUGCGUGCGUGACGGCUAUCCAGGCCACGCGCGCCGCGCACAGCAUUGCCGUGCUGCAGAACUCGACGCCGGCCACCACGGCCAAGAAGCUCGGCAACGCUGUGCCCAAGGAGGAGGUGGCGGCGGUGAACAAGGUUCCUGUUGCUAUCCUGGAGAAGGUGUGCAACCCGCGGCUGGUGGCCUUCACGGAGAUGGACCUUGCCCGCACCCGCUUUGCCCCCCUCAUUGCCACGAUCACGGACGAAGUGGACUACACCAGUAUCGAGCAGCAGGUGGCGAGCAAGUUUUCGCAGGACCCGAGCAAGCUGCAGCCCACUCCUGGCGCCCUCAAGAAGUUCCGCGAGACAAACUGGGCGGAUGUGAAGUCGCUCAUCACCUUCUACGAGGAGACGAUGUACCCCAUCCGGGUGAUGCACAAGGAGUACAAGCAUCACGAGCUCACGAGUUUCCAUAUCAAGGACGUGCUGAAGCGCGGGUUGUCGGCCUUCAAGCAGAGCUACCUCGACCAACAGCAAGAGGAGCAGGCAAAGGUGAAGGCUCACAUGAAGAAGUGCGACGACUUUGUGAGCACCGCCGUCAAGGAUGCCUUCGACACGGCCGUCUGCAACGACCUCGCGAAUAUCCUCCGCAUCGGCGGUGAGAAGCAUGCCCACGCGCAUCGCAUGGCGCUGAAGAUCCUAGAUGACAUGAACAUGAUGAAGGUGCCGUACAACGCGGCCACGACGGAGAUCCUGCAGGCCAUCACCUUCAACGAUGGCCCGUUUGACAACUCACCGCUUCUCUUCGAAAUGAUCGAGUGCCCAGAGCGUGGUGAGGUCCACGUCGGCACCGGCUCGCUGGAGCGAAUCAGCGACGAGAUCCUCAAGCUCGUUAGCAGUCGCCAUCAGACUCCGCUGGACGACGGCAUGCUGAUCCGGUCCCCGGACACGCACCCGAACUUGCAGCGCUCCCCCGAGUAA